Messenger RNA from Cutaneotrichosporon oleaginosum, 985 nucleotides. RefSeq lists its product as uncharacterized. Lineage: Eukaryota; Fungi; Basidiomycota; Tremellomycetes; Trichosporonales; Trichosporonaceae. The record is from RefSeq and is a predicted model, not a curated record.
GCAAAGCAUGGCCACGGCCGUACCGCGGUGGCGGACGAGUGCAUAGGCGCAGAGGCGUGGUGUGGCUUUGGCGCUGUUUGCAACGAAACUUGGUCCAGUGGCGUUGGAACCCCUCGAGUCCCUUUGGAUCUGAGGAAAUCGCAACAAUUCGAACAGCACCUCUGCCUCGCUGCCUCGCUGCCUCGUUGCCACACUGCCUCACUGUCUAGCAUGCCUAAAUGUCUCAAAGGUGCUAAGCUGUUGUCCCCAUCCUUGCCUUUCCGCGGGCCGCGGGGUACCCUCAUAGCUCCUCCAGGCUCCUCAAGACUCCUCAAUUCCUCAAGGCUCUCAAGGCUAAGGAUACAGCCUCGUUGUUCGGCAGCACCGGCCUCUCCGCCAUCCGACGCGCGCAACACCGUGCGCAGACGCGUUCCACCCUCUAUUCAACGCCGACCCUUGGCUCUGGCUUGGGAAUUCCCCCGCUGGAGUGGACUGCGUUCGGAUGCGGAACCGCCUGGAUCUCGUGUGAUCCUGCAAUCCAACACCGUCUUGAUCGAACCAAAUGGACCAAAUGAACCAUGGGCCAGAUUGCCCGGUCCGCCGGCCGCCUCUUGCCCUGCUAUUCUGCCUGGCAUAGUUGCAUGGCGGAUCAUUAACAAACCCAACUCAAAUGUUUGCUCCGUCUCGUUUGGUCUUCCGACGAAUAGCAGCGCGGCGCCGUGGCUUUCUGCGAUUUUGGCAGCGUUGCAAUCGCAAACAUUCGCUCAUCAGAAGACUGCUGAAUAGCUUGGAGCGCUGAAUAGGCGCAGACCGUCGGGCGGGCCCCACUAACUCAGGCGCAAGACGCAGAAGCGAAAGCCAAUUCAUUGACUGAAUUGGAAGCGUAUAAACUUGAGACCUCGACCUCGACCUCAACGAGUCUGCAUGGCGCCGCAUCCAGGCCGGCCAUGCCAGCCAGGCCCGCAGAGCCGGACAAACGUCCAGGCACCAACAAUUGAGGAAUGUC